Molecule: messenger RNA, 381 nt
Organism: Clunio marinus
Lineage: Eukaryota; Metazoa; Arthropoda; Insecta; Diptera; Chironomidae
Source: the annotation of a GenBank genome assembly
AUGGCACUUUUAUAUAUUUUAUUCGAUAAUAACAAAUCAACAUCGUCAAGCUAUUUGAGCACCUCAUGUUGUUCGAGCAUGUUAAAGUUCUGGGCGAAAACUUUUCUGAGUGCUUCGGCUACUUUAGUUUCAGUUUUGAGAUGCUUGCAAAUGACUCAAUUAGACUUAAUUGCUUUCUGUAUUUGUCCGGCAAGAGAUGGUAAACAUCUUACUGUUCAACCUGAAACAACCGAUAGAGAACAUUUUGAAAAAUUAAAUGUCUGGAGUAAGACGGCACGAAGUGUCGAGAAUAAAGAAGCAUGGAAGGAAAAGGCGAAAACUUUUAUUUUUGCUACUUUGAGUGUUGAUUUCAACAUGAACUCAUUGAAUUAUGAAAUCUAA